AUGAGUCUGGGCAUCAUGGAGGAGGAAGACCUGGCCGAGUACUUUCGGCUGCAGUAUGGGGAGAGGCUGCUACAACUGUUGCAGAAGUUCCCGAACAUUGAGAACCAGUCAGAGUCUCCAUCCAUCCGGCUCCUGGAGAAGAAAAAGGAAGCCAAGAUCAUGCACCAGGCUAUGGAGCAGAAGAAGGAGAUAUUUCAGCGCCGAAUGGAAACCCUGAACCUGCGCUGGGAGGAGCUGGGUGUCAAGGAGGCCCAGCUGAAGGCCCACAUCCAGAAGUUCGAGCAGUUCAUCCAGGAGAACGACCAGAAACGGAUCCGGGCCCUGAAGAAGGCCAACAAGGAGCGGGAACUGAAGAGGCAGCGCCUGCGCGAGCUGGCCAUGGCCAAGCAGGAGAUGGCGGCCUUGAGGCUGGAGCACCAGAGGCUGAGCGGGAGGCUGCAGGACUACUCCGUCUUCAACAAGUACCUGGAGAAGGUGGUGGAGAGCUCGGAGUUCGAGGAGAUCCACGAGGUGAUUUCGCGCUACAAGACGCUGGUGAGCAUGCACCGGGACCUGAUGCAGUCGGCGCAGGAGGGCCAGGAGAAGAUCGAGCGCGCCAAGGCGCGGCUGGCGCGCUACAUGGAAGAGAAGGACGACGAGAUCCUGCAGCACAACAACGAGCUGGCGCGGCUGCAGAUGCGCUUUGACCGGGCCCGCAGCGAUGUCAUCAUCUGGGAAUCUCGCUGGGCUCACAUCCAGAACACCGCCGCCAAGAAGACCCUCUUGCUAGGCACCAUUAAGAUGGCGACGCUGAACCUCUUCCAGAUCGUGAGCAAGCAGCUGAAGGAGACCACCACCGUGUCCCUGGAGGACACGCACAAACAGCUGGACAUGAUCCAGCAGUUCAUUCAGGAUCUGUCGGACAUCUGGGCAGAGGUGAGGAAGAAGGAACAGCAGCAAGUCCGGGUUUAA
This is a messenger RNA of Neogale vison (American mink), 951 nucleotides long. RefSeq names its product coiled-coil domain containing 42 (gene CCDC42). The record is from RefSeq and is a predicted model, not a curated record. The transcript is spliced from 7 exons. Lineage: Eukaryota; Metazoa; Chordata; Mammalia; Carnivora; Mustelidae. Gene Ontology annotation, biological process: spermatid development. Bases 1 to 951 code for a protein of 316 amino acids.